Myripristis murdjan (pinecone soldierfish) is the source of this 3421-nucleotide messenger RNA. RefSeq names its product growth arrest-specific 2 like 3 (gene gas2l3). The record is from RefSeq and is a predicted model, not a curated record. The transcript has 9 exons. Gene Ontology annotation, biological process: actin crosslink formation. Bases 202 to 2346 code for a protein of 714 amino acids. NCBI's taxonomy places the organism in Eukaryota, Metazoa, Chordata, Actinopteri, Holocentriformes, Holocentridae. Gene Ontology annotation, cellular component: actin filament. Gene Ontology annotation, molecular function: cytoskeletal adaptor activity; actin filament binding; microtubule binding.
UGGAGAGCACGAGCCACUCCAGCAGCGGGACGGAGGCGGCGGAGGAUCCUGCAGCUCCACAAACCCUCUAAUUAUACACACACAGACACACAUAUAUGAAAAAACACUUAAAGAAGACGGAAAGUGACUGGAUUUCGUGUCUGAAGGAGUUUCUCUUCACUCCCCAACGAAUGAAGAAGUGAAUCAUCUGUGAUUGCAGUCAUGGCUGUGCAGACUGGCAUCCAGGUAUGGUUCGGCGAGAAGUUCGACGCCCCCCUGCUGAGCCCCAGGAGCCCUCGCAGCCCGCUGGCGCAGCGGCACGGCCCCGGCCUGGCCGACGUCUUCCAGUACGACCAGUGGCUGGCGGUGCGGCACGAGGCCACGCUGGUGCCCAUGCAGGAGGAUCUGGCCAUCUGGCUCAGCGGCAUGCUGGGCGAGGAGGUGAGAGCGGAGUUCUUCAUGGAGGAGCUGAACAACGGCGUGAAGCUGUGCCGGCUCAUCGGCGUGCUGCAGAGCAAGAUCGCCCAGAGCUGCCCCCCCGAGCUCAGCAAGCUGUUUCCCAUGAGGAAGGUGGCGUGUAAGAGGGACGCCUCGCCGGGGUCCUUCUUCGCCCGCGACAACACCGCCAACUUCCUGUGCUGGUGCCGCCAGCUCGGCGUCGAGGAGACGUACCUGUUCGAGUCGGAGGGCCUCGUUCUGCACAAGGAGCCUCGGCAGGUCUGCCUCUGCCUGCUGGAGAUCGGCCGCAUCGUCUCCAAGUACGGCGUGGAGCCUCCCGUGCUGGUGAAGCUGGAGAAAGAGAUCGAGCUGGAGGAGACGCUGCUGAUGACCGAGGACCCGCCGCCGGCCGUCAAGACCUUCAGCGUCUGCUGCCAGCACGGCGGCCUCUACCAGGCCGGGGAGCACGGCCUGGACGACCCGCCCUGCAACUGCUCCAACCGAGUCUCCAUCGAGUAUCUGUCGGAGGGACGCUACCGCCUGGGAGACAAGACCCUGUUUAUCCGGAUGCUGCAUGGUAAACAUGUGAUGGUGCGUGUGGGCGGCGGCUGGGACACUCUGCGAGGUUUCCUCAUGAAGUACGACCCGCUGCGCGUCCUGCAGUUCACCACUCUGGAGCAGAAGAUCCUGGCCUUUCAGAAGGGCCCGCCCGGCGCCGGCGGCGGUAUCCACGGCAACGCAGCCCCCCCGCCCCCUCCCGAUAUGGACCCCCUCGCCGCCGUCAACAACCUCAUCUCCUCCUCCUGCUCCUCUUCCUCCUCGUCUUCGUCCUCCUCCUCUUCCUCCGCGGCGGCCGCCGGUCAGACGUGUCGCUCGUACGCCGCCUCGCCCGUCUGCACGCCCACGCUGCCCAGGAAAGGCGCCGCCGCAGCCGCCAAAAAGAACCUCCAGAUGGCGUCGUCCACCCCCAGGAAGCCCACACAGCUCCCCCUGCCCGUCCCGCCCAAAGGCUCCUCCUCUCUGCCGGCCACGCCUGUCGGCGGCUCUUCGAAGCAGUCGCCCAGCCCCGGCUGUCAGGGCGGGCGGGGCCAGCGCAGAGCGGUCACUCCGUCCCCAGCUUCAAGCUCCGCCCCUCCCGCCGCAGCCUCCACCCCCAAACUGAGGCUGAGGCCGUCGCCGCGCACCGCCCCCUCGCAGCCCAGGAGCCCCGUCUGCCCCGAGCCGUCCUGCAAGUGCCCUAAACCCAACACCCCCUGCACCACACCCACCACCGCCUCUGUGCCUCGCCCCGCCACCGCCCCACCGCGGGCGCCCGCCCCGAAAGACGCCCGUCCGCCCACGGGCGCCAGCCAGCGCUCUCGCUUCACGCAGCGGCGUCCCGGCUCCCCGGCCUCGCGGCUCCGUCUGGAAGCGGCCCGGCGGGCGCGGACUGCGGCGCGGGCGGCCGCCACGCCGACUCCCAGACCAGCGACGCCGACUCAGCAGAGCAGGACGCCGACGCCCAGCUCACGCACCGACUCGCCCAAACCUCCCGCCUCGCUGCCGAAGCCUAAAGAGGCCGUAGCCAAAGCCACGGGGCCGGUCUCGGCGAGGGCGGCCGCCGCCCCUCCACGCGGUAAUGUUGCCCCAGGGCGGGUCCCAGGGGGCAACGCUGGCCCCUCCGCCGCCGGCAAAGUCAGUCAGAAAGCAGCAGCCGCGGCCCAGAGGGCGGGGCGAACGCAGCCGGUCACCGCCAACCCGUCCAAUCCGGUGAAGGCGGCCCUGAAGCCCGAAGCGGCGCCGACGCCGGCCCUCGCCCCGCAGAGGAACAGCCCAAACGUCAAAACGGCAAAGAGCGAGCCGAGCGGCUGCAAGAAGCCUCCGGGCCGGGGGGGCCGCGGCGAGGAGCCGUACUUUGAGAUGAACAGUCGCAGGAGGCAGAAGACGUAACGUCGCCCCGACGCUCGCUGUCACCAGCAGGCUGGUAAACAACAACAACAACAACAACAACAACAAACACACAGCACUUGUACGAGCUCAAAUACACAAAGUCACUCAUCCUCAUCCGAGCGCUUCUCAUUCUGACUCUUAUAAGUUUGCAGAUUUAUUUUUGUUUGUUGAAUUUUUUAAACUUGUUAUUUAAUUGUCUUUUUUUUCUAAUCCAAAAGGGUCAAAGACGUCGAUUUUACGUUUUCUGUCGCUGUUGUUUCCUCUCUGACGGUCUCCGUGUUUUCAGAGGUCAGGUCACUCGAACACUAAGCUCGCACAAUGUUUACAUUUGGACUCUUCAUUCAAACCGUGUUUUGGUUUUCUUUUGUUUUGCUACCUGCUCAUAAGUGGCAUUAUCACCGACCGAGCCGACACCGUCUGAAAAAGGAAACAAGGACUGGAUUUCCUCAUGGAACUCUUUUAAGACGAACCUCAGUGGAAGUGCUUUUAGGUGUGAACCAGGUCAGGAAACAGCCAUGUUUUAGCGAAAAAACACACUUCAGAUCAGAGUGUGUCGGGUUUUGCAGGAAAUAAAUCGCAUUUUUUUUUUACUGGCAGAAGGAAAUCCCCAAACGGAGACACGCCGCGGGGUUUCACGCCAACGUUCUCAGAGGCAGGUUACUGGAACCAAAGUCGGGAUAUUUUGAUAUUUUGGGCGGCGAGCGCAACGCAACUGGAACGAAAGUUGUGGUUCAUGACUUUCCUCCAAUGAGAACAAAGUUUCCAUUGGAGGAAUCAGAUCUCCUCUUUGUGAGUUUUGUAUAAAUGACAUUUAGGAGGCGGGGGGUUUUGUCCCGACGGCGCCGGGCGACGCGCCGUCAGGGACGUCGCCCCUCCCUCGCGUGCCUUCGAUCAGAAGCCUCUCGUUUCUGAGCGGCAGUAGAAUGUAUUAGAUGUCUCUUUUUGGGGAGGGGGUUAAAUGUUUUUUACUGAUGAAAAUUGCACAGCGUGGACGAGCACUCAUCGUGACUUUGGUUGCCUCGCCGAGUCGCACGCGACAAAACGACUACUGAUCAAAUCGCCUCUUCUCUUCUCC